GUUGAGAUUUAAUUGAAAAUUGUUGAACAGACGACCCUAGCCACGACGGACACCAGUUGUGAGUCCGUGGUAACGAGCGGUCAGCAGCAUCCACCAAGGGAUGCUAGCCCUGCUGGACUUUUGUCCAUUGCAGAGGAGACUUUAGCAGAGUUUCUAUCAAAGGCUACUGGAACCGCCGUUGAGUGGGUCCAAAUGCCCGGUAUGAAGCCUGGUCCGGAUUCCAUCGGAAUCGUUGCAAUUUCUCAUGGUUCCCCUGGAGUGGCCGCACGUGCCUGCGGCCUUGUGGGUUUAGAACCUGCCAGGGUUGCCGAAAUCCUCAAAGAUAGACUUUCAUGGCAUCGUGAUUGCCGAACUGUGGAUGUUCUAAAUGUUAUGUCCACAGCAAAUGGAGGAACCAUUGAAUUGCUUUACAUGCAGUUGUAUGCACCAACAACUUUAGCACCAGGCCGUGACUUCUGGUUGCUGCGUUUCACAUCAAUUUUGGAGGAUGGUAGUCUUGUGGUUUGUGAAAGAUCACUUAACAACACUCAGAAUGGUCCUAGUAUGCCUCCAGUGCCGCAUUUUGUUAGAGCUGACGUGCUGCCAAGCGGGUAUCUGAUUAGGCCCUGUGAAGGAGGGGGAUCCAUUAUUCAUAUUGUUGAUCAUAUGCUUUUAGAGCCCUGGAGUGUACCUGAAGUUUUGCGUCCACUUUAUGAGUCAUCCAUGCUGCUUGCUCAGAGAACAACUAUGGCAGCGUUACGUCAUCUGAGGCAGAUUUCUCAAGAAGUUUCUCAACCAAGUGUGACAGGAUGGGGAAGAAGGCCAGCAGCACUACGCGCGCUUAGUCAGAGAUUGAGCAAGGGAUUCAAUGAAGCUGUCAAUGGCUUUACAGAUGAUGGAUGGUCUAUGUUAGAGAGUGAUGGCAGUGAUGAUGUCACCCUUCUUGUGAAUUCAUCACCUAACAAGAUGAUGGGAUUAAAUCUUGGUUAUAACAAUGGAUUUCCAUCUGUUACCAGUUCUGUGCUAUGUGCCAAAGCUUCCAUGUUGUUACAGAAUGUCCCUCCAGCUAUUCUUCUUAGAUUUUUGCGGGAACACAGAUCAGAAUGGGCAGAUACAAGUAUUGAUGCAUAUUCAGCUGCAGCCAUUAAAGCCGGUCCAUGUAGCUUACCAGGGGCCAGAGUAGGUGGUUAUGGUGGUCAGGUUAUUCUUCCACUAGCUCACACAAUUGAGCAUGAAGAGUUCAUGGAGGUUAUUAAGCUUGAAAACAUGGGCUACUAUAGGGAUGAUAUGACAAUGCCUGGUGAUAUUUUCCUCUUACAACUAUGUAGUGGAGUGGACGAGCAAGCAGUUGGCACAAGUGCAGAGCUUAUUUUUGCUCCAAUAGAUGCAUCUUUCUCUGAUGAUGCACCCAUUUUGCCUUCUGGUUUUCGCAUCAUACCUCUUGAUUCUGCCACGGAUGCUGCUAGUCCAAACCGUACACUUGAUCUUGCUUCUGCCCUUGAAGUUGGAACCACAGGAAACAAAGCAGGCGGUGAGAAUUCAGGUCAUUCUGGGAACACAAAAUCUGUGAUGACAAUAGCAUUCCAGUUUGCAUUUGAAGUCCACCUUCAAGAUAAUAUAGCAGCUAUGGCGCGACAAUAUGUGCGUAGCAUUGUCGCAUCUGUUCAGAGGGUUUCAUUAGCACUUUCUCCUUCACGCUUUGGUUCUCAGAAUGCUUUUCACUCAGCACCUGGCACUCCCGAGGCACAAACACUUACUCGGUGGAUCUGUAACAGCUAUAGAUUCUAUCUAGGCGUAGAACUACUAAAGUGUGAAAGCAGCGAAUCCAUACUGAAAUCCCUUUGGCAUCACUCAGAUGCAGUUCUGUGCUGCUCUUUGAAGGCAACACCAGUUUUUACGUUUGCGAAUCAAGCUGGACUUGACAUGCUUGAAACCACCUUGGUUGCACUUCAAGACAUCACUCUGGAAAAGAUCUUUGACGACAAUGGAAAGAAAACCCUGUGCUCUGAAUUUCCCCAGAUAAUGCAGCAGGGUUUCACAUGUAUUCAAGGCGGUAUUUGUUUAUCCAGCAUGGGGAGGCCAAUAACUUAUGAGAGAGCAGUAGCAUGGAAAGUUUUAAACGAAGAAGAAUCGGCUCAUUGCAUCUGUUUUAUGUUCAUCAAUUGGUCUUUUGUCUGAUAGAUUAAAAGAGUAUUACAAGAUGUAGGAAAAUAGCUCGAAAUAUUAACUUUUAAUCUUAACUUUGCUCAUUGGAGAAUCCUUAGAAUACUCUAUAACUAUUUAUGACUCCAUUUCUAUUUAGUUAUGGCUAUUUAUAUAUAUUAUAGUAUUUUGCUA
Molecule: messenger RNA, 2316 nt
Organism: Trifolium pratense (red clover)
Lineage: Eukaryota; Viridiplantae; Streptophyta; Magnoliopsida; Fabales; Fabaceae
Product: homeobox-leucine zipper protein ATHB-8-like
Exons: 15
Coding region: 193-2157 (654 amino acids)
Molecular function (GO): DNA-binding transcription factor activity; lipid binding
Source: RefSeq, a predicted model, not a curated record